This is a messenger RNA of Salarias fasciatus (jewelled blenny), 3488 nucleotides long. Its product is annotated as delphilin-like. The record is from RefSeq and is a predicted model, not a curated record. The annotation marks the transcript as partial. The transcript is spliced from 19 exons. Lineage: Eukaryota; Metazoa; Chordata; Actinopteri; Blenniiformes; Blenniidae. Gene Ontology annotation, molecular function: protein binding.
AUGAAGAAGUUUCUGCAGAACAAGAAAGGCAGAUACUCCUUUCGGCAGAGCAAACGGGGCUCUCGGUAUCCGACUAAAGAUUUCUUCCUCGGCAUGCCGACGUCCAACCAGGGCUGGCCCGAGGAGUUCGGCUUCCAGCUGGGCGGAAACGGGCCCAGCUACAUCCUGACGGUGGAGGAGGGCAGCAGCGCCCACCUGGCCGGGCUGCAGGCCGGGGACCAGGUGCUGGAGAUCGAGGGGCACAACGUGUCGACGCUGGGCCCGCAGGCCGUCAUCGCCAUCGCCCAGACGCAGAAGAACAUCCCGCCCAGCAUCGGCGUGGUGUCCCGCAUCCAGCAGAUGGACAUCAUCCCGGGUCCAGACGGCCGCUUCGGGUUCACCAUCGUCGGGGACUGCCCCCUGCUGGUGGAGGACUGCUCCCCCUGCUCCCCGGCCGGCCGCGCCGGCCUGCGGGCCGGGGACUACGUCAUGGAGGUGAACGGGAUCCCCGUCCGGCACCACGAGAUGGCGGCGGCGCUGAUCAAGGCCUCGCAGGGCAGGACGCUGCGCCUGGGCGUGCUGGGCCUCGGCCCGCGGCAGAAACACAGCUUCAGCGCCGAGGACGGUCAGCCGGGAGGAGAGGGGGCCCGGCUGGACCGCAAGCACAAGGCUCUGGAGUUCAACAGGAAGGUGGAGCAGAUUCUAGGCGACGAGCCGGAGGUGAAGGAGAAGCUCUUCAUGGUGCUGAAGCAGUUUGCAGCAGAGAAGAGGGUGGAGUGGCUGGCCGCCGUUCUCCCGGAAAUCCUCACGACCGACGAGCACCGGCAGCUCAUCUCCAGCAUCAGAAUCUUCAUCCCCAAGAAGCACCGGCAGCGCUUCGACGAGGCCGUCAACCAGAACGUCAUCAACCGGCUGUGCCGCAGCAAGAGCAUCAGCGAGCCGCAGGGCCGGAUCCGCCGCAGCCGCAGCGAGGACCACUCGGACCGCCACCGCGGCUCCAAGCGGGCCAGCUCGGUGCCCAGGGACGGCGGCGAGCCCGGCGAGAGGGAGCGCGGCGGCGAGAGGGACCGCGGCGCCAGGAAGUCCGUCUCCGGGAUCCCGGCGCAUCCCCCCGUCGGACCCAACCAGAGGAUGGUUCGUGUCUACAGGGGGAAGAAGAACUUCGGCUUCACGCUGCGGGGUCACGCUCCCGUCUGCAUCGACUCCGUCAUCUCAGACAGCCCUGCGGAGGAAUGUGGCCUCAAACCAGGAGACCGGAUCCUGUUCCUCAACGGCCUGGACAUGAGAAACUGUUCCCACGAGAAGGUGGUGUCCAUGCUGCAGGGCAGCGGGGCGGUGCCCACGCUGGUGGUGGAGGAGGGUCCGUCCGAAUACUCGUCCGAGUCCGACCGACCCGGAGGAGUCCCCCGGCCUGACCGCCCACCACCAUGCCCUCGCUCCAGGUCUCCGGCGCUCAGCUCCCUCCAGUGGGUGGCCGAGAUUCUCCCGCCCAGCAUCAAAGUCCACGGGAGAACCUUCAGCCAGCAGCUGGAGCACCUGCUGACCAUCCAGGAGAGAUACACCGUCUGCAAGGCCCUGGAGACCUUCUUCCAGCACAGGAACGUGGACACCCUGAUCGUGGACGUGUUUCCGGUGCUGGACACUCCGGCCAAGCAGCUGAUCUGGCAGUUCAUCUACCAGCUGCUGACCUACGACGAGCAGGAGCGCUGCCAGAGCAAGCUGUCGCGCUUCCUGGGCUUCAAGAGCAGCGCCGUGCUGGAGCCGGACGGAGCGGCGGAGCACCACCGCCGCAGCAGCUCCAUGCGCGUGACGGGGACGUCGUACCGCAGCAGCCUCCGGGAGCGGAGCUCCGACGACUGCAUCAUCGGGACGCACCUGGGAAUGGGAAUUCAUGUUGAUGAAUCUGGAAACCCGGAGGAGAGACAGUCCGGAGAUGGAACGUCCUUCCCCGAGUCGCCCGACCUCAACCAUAUGACAGGCGUGUACACGGAGCUGGAGACCGUGUACGCUGGGAAGAGAGCCCGAGGCGCCGGGACAGCCCGAGGGCUACAGCCGCCCUCUCUCGCCCCUCACACUCCCCCGCUCACCGGUAAUCUUUCAGGUAACCGCAAGUCCGGCCUGACGCUGUCCUGGAAGGAGCCGCUCCCCACGCCGGUCUAUGAGAUCCACCACCAGAGCAGCGUGGACUCCAACCCCUACGUCAGCCUGGAGAGCCCCCCCGCCUCGCCGCAGCACUCGGACAGCGGCGGCGGCGGCGGCGGGCCCAACACGCUGACCCGGCGCCGGAAGCUGUUCACCUUCUCCCGGCCGCCGCGCAGCCGCGACACCGACAAGUUCCUGGACGCCCUGAGCGAGCAGCUGGGACACCGAGUCACGCUGGUGGACGACUUCGUCCCCGGAGAGAACGACUACGAGGAGAUGAGUUUCCAGGACGACCAGGACGCGGGCUUCAUCCGCCGCCAGCUGAGCAGCGGCAGCAGCGAGGAGCACAGCAGCAGCGAGGAGGCCUCCUCCCCGUCCUACUCCUCCGAGCCCGAGCCCAUCCCGCCGCCCCCCACCCAGAGCCCCCCGCCCCCGCCGCCCUUCCAGGCGCUCAUCCCGCCCCCCGUGCAGUUCACGGACACGCUGCCGCCCGUGCGCUUCUCGCCGGAGCACGUCCCCCGCAGCCGGAUGCCGUUCCAGCCGCACCACCCCCAUCAUCCCGCCGCCCCCGCCCCCCCGCGGACCCUCCUGUCCGGCCGCUCCCCGCUGCACAAGGCGCUCCCGGGCCGGGAGGAGCCGGAGAAGAACCCACCAGCGCUUCCAGGGCGGCCCCGCCCGCCCAACCGCUCGGCCACGCCACCACCCUGCGCUCCUCGCAGCCGUCCCGCCCCUGCUGCCUCCCCCGCCAGCUCAGCCAGCCGCAGCCGCUGCGCCAGACCUCCCCCCAGCCGUCCCCCCAGCCGCUACGGCCCAGCCAGCUGGUCCUGCAGCGCCACCACCAGCUCCACCACCAGCAACAGCUACCAGGGCCCGCUGCCGCCGUCCCUGCAGGAUCACGGCCCGCCGCCGUGCCAGAGCCACGGCCCCGCCGGGCCCCCCGCCGGCCCCCAGCCGCCGGCCCCCCACUGCUCCUCCCUCCCCAGCCACUCCAAGACCUACGAAGGCUCUCGGCAGGACCAGCAGUCCCAGCAGGCUGCGCCGCCCCCGCCGCCGCCGCUGCCUCCCCCCUGCGACCCGCCUCCGCUGCCCCCGCCGGGCCAGCAGGCCUCCGACGCCAACCACAUGAGCGUGAAGCGGCUGCGCUGGGAGCAGGUGGAGAACUCCGAGGGGACGAUCUGGGGCCAGCUCGGGGAAGACUCGGAGUACGAUAAGCUCAGCGACAUGGUGAAGUACCUGGACCUGGACCUGCACUUCGGGACUCAGCGCAGACCCAUCUCUCCUCCAGAGCCGGCCUUCCUGCCCGAGAACCUGAAGAAGAAAGACGUGGUGGAGAUCCUGUCGCAUAAGAAAGGCCUAACAACGCAUCU